This is a messenger RNA of Prunus avium (sweet cherry), 1786 nucleotides long. Lineage: Eukaryota; Viridiplantae; Streptophyta; Magnoliopsida; Rosales; Rosaceae. The record is from RefSeq and is a predicted model, not a curated record.
GUUUAUGGCCCCAAUCAGUUCCCUGAAAAGAUGAUUCCAAAAUUCAUUCUCUUGGCUAUGAAAGGGAAGCCUCUUCCAAUUCAUGGUGAUGGAUCAAAUGUCAGGAGUUACCUCUAUUGUGAGGACGUAGCAGAGGCAUUUGAAGUCAUUCUGCACAAGGGUGAGGUAGGCCAUGUGUACAACAUUGGGACAAAGAAAGAGAGGAGGGUGGUUGAUGUGGCUAAGGAAAUUUGCCAACUCUUCUCUUUGAACCCAGAUACUCAAAUAAAGUUUGUUGAAAACAGGCCGUUUAAUGAUCAAAGAUAUUUCUUGGAUGACCAGAAGCUGAAAAACUUGGGAUGGUCUGAAAGGACUUCGUGGGAGGAGGGUUUGAGGAAGACGAUGGACUGGUAUGUCAAGAAUCCCGAAUGGUGGGGAGAUGUUUCUGGGGCACUGCUUCCUCAUCCAAAAAUGCUCAUGGUUCCUGGAAUUGAAAGAAAAUUUGAUGGUACUGAUACUGGCGCUUCUGCCUUCUCUUUGUCAGCAAGUGAUUCUAGGGAGAGCCACAUGGUUGUUCCACCUCCAAAGAACAAUCCAUCUACUCAGAAGCCAUCUUUGAAGUUUUUGAUUUAUGGUAAAACGGGGUGGAUUGGAGGCCUUCUUGGGAAGAUUUGUGAGAAGCAGGGGAUACCCUAUGAGUAUGGACGAGGGCGUCUUCAGGAACGGUCACAGCUCUUGGCUGAUAUUCAGAGCGUUAAACCAACCCAUGUUUUCAAUGCUGCUGGAGUGACUGGGAGGCCCAACGUGGAUUGGUGUGAAUCUCAUAAACCAGAAACAAUUCGGACCAAUGUUGUCGGUACAUUAACCUUGGCUGAUGUCUGCAGAGAUCACAACCUCCUGAUGAUCAAUUAUGCUACUGGUUGUAUCUUCGAGUAUGAUGCUGCCCAUCCAUCAAGAUCAGGAAUCGGGUUCAAAGAGGAAGACACACCCAAUUUCACUGGCUCAUUUUAUUCCAAAACCAAGGCCAUGGUUGAAGAGCUUUUGAAGGAAUAUGACAAUGUUUGCACUCUUAGAGUCCGGAUGCCAAUAUCAUCUGAUCUCAGCAAUCCACGCAACUUCAUCACGAAGAUCUCACGGUACGACAAAGUGGUUGACAUUCCAAACAGCAUGACCAUCUUGGAUGAGCUUCUACCCAUUUCAGUUGAGAUGGCCAAGAGGAACUUGAGGGGCUUAUGGAACUUCACAAACCCCGGCGUUGUGAGUCACAAUGAGAUUCUGGAGAUGUACAAGAAGUACAUUGACCCCAGUUUCAAGUGGACUAACUUUACACUUGAAGAACAAGCCAAGGUUAUUGUUGCACCAAGAAGUAACAAUGAGAUGGAUGCAUCUAAGUUGAAGAAAGAGUUCCCUGAAUUGCUUCCAAUCAAGGAAUCACUGAUUAAAUACGUCUUCGAACCGAACAAGAAGGCAUUUUCUGGCUGAGCAGCAAUUCAAGUGUUUCAUGAAGUAGACCUCAAUACCAAUUCAUGCAUAUUUUAUUUAUUUAUUUUGUUCUGGGAAAUAGGGGUUUUGUUAUUUUCAUGUGGUGAUUAUUGUCAUGAUCCAUCUGUCUCAUCCUAUUGGUUCAAUUUGUUUUCUGUAAUAGCUAUAAGUUUGUUUCACAAGUUGGUACUGUAGGUUCUAGUUUGGAUAAGGAGCUUUGGAAUUGCUUCAGAAUAUUUAAAUUUUAAAAGGUCUUCUGUAAGUUGUGGCAUAUUGUAAUUUCGGAUAUGUAAUAAAGAACAUGUAAUUUUGAAUAAUUUAUUCA